This is a messenger RNA of Menidia menidia (Atlantic silverside), 1842 nucleotides long. The record is from the annotation of a GenBank genome assembly. Lineage: Eukaryota; Metazoa; Chordata; Actinopteri; Atheriniformes; Atherinopsidae.
AUGAAGGAUGAAGAGAGGAAGAAGAAAGAAAGGAGAGAUGAGAGGAAGGAGGACAGGAAAGAGUGUGAGGGAGACAUACACAGAGAGAUAUUGCUGAUGAUCAAGUCCUCAAGAAUUAACAGGCUAGUGAUGGCACGGUGGGAGGAGAUCAGUGGGGUGGAUGAGCACUACACUCCCAUCAGGACUUUCCAGGUCUGCAACGUGAUGGAGUACAGCCAGAACAACUGGCUUCGCACCAACUGGAUCCCUCGCCAGUCGGCCCAGAAGAUCUACGUGGAACUGAAAUUCACACUGAGGGACUGCAACUCCAUCCCGCUGGUCCUCGGCACCUGCAAGGAGACCUUCAACCUCCUCUACCUGGAGGCAGACGACGACCAGGGAAGCCACUUCAGAGAGCAUCAGUUCGUCAAGAUCGACACCAUCGCGGCCGACGAGAGCUUCACCCAGACGGACCUCGGAGAUCGCAUUCUCAAGCUCAACACCGAGGUGCGCGAGGUGGGCCCUCUGAGCAAAAAGGGCUUCUAUCUGGCGUUCCAGGACGUAGGGGCCUGUGUGGCUUUGGUAUCGGUGAGGGUUUACUUUAAAAAGUGCCCGUACACUGUGCGGAAUCUGGCAUCCUUCCCCGAUACGGUGCCGUUGGACUCCCAGUCACUGGUGGAAGUCAAAGGCUCGUGUGUCAACCACUCCAAAGAAGAGGAACCUCCACGAAUGUACUGUAGCACCGAGGGGGAAUGGCUUGUGCCGAUUGGGAAGUGUCUCUGUAACCCAGGAUACGAAGAGAGAAGCAGCACCUGUCAGAAUAGCAUUAUUAUUAAGAGCACACCUUACGUGUAUGCUCUACAGCUGCUGAGGGCGAUGGUCAGGAAGGAGGAGCCAGAGGGAAGAAUGAACUUAGUCCAGGUUGGCUCUCGAACCGGCAGCGGUUCGGCGGCUCCGGCUCUGAGUUCGUUUGAUGCAGGGUGGCUGAGGAAGGGGAAAGGAUCCCAGAGGCACAGGGGUUCUGCAGGAGUGACAGGGGCACGAUCGGCAGGCGGGGAAGUCCUGGUGACAAAGGAGCAGUCGCUGCUGCGCGCUGUGAUCGGCGUGGUUCCCGGCUUGACCCAGACAACUGAUCGAGAUCUGCGAGAUGACAAAAACAGGAUUAGCUUGAAGGCUCAUAGAAAUGACAGGAACUUGAAGUUGACUCUGACCAACAAGCCAGGCUUCUACAAAUCGACCCUCGGCAACAUGGAGUGCUCAAAGUGUCCACCCCACAGUUUCUCUCACUAUGAGGGGUCACUGAAUUGCGGCUGUGAGAAAAACUAUUUCCGCGCCGAGGGAGACCCCGCCUCAAUGGCCUGUACCCGACCUCCCUCAGCACCUCGGAACGUGAUCUCUUCCAUCAACGAGACCUCAGUCAUCCUGGAAUGGAGCUGGCCGGAGGACAGCGGAGGACGCAGAGAUGUCACCUUUACCGUCCUGUGCAAGCGCUGCCGGGGCGUGGCGGGGAACGGCAGCAGCGGCGGGAGCCAGCGCUGCGAGCCCUGCAGAAGCAACGUGCGCUUUCUGCCAAGAGCCACGGGACUCCACAACACCACGGUGACCGUGGCGGAUUUGCUAGCCCACACAAACUACACCUUCGAGAUCGAGGCGCAGAAUGGCGUGUCGGCACUGGCGCCCAAGAUGAGACAGUACGCCGCCGUCACCAUCACUACCAACCAAGCAGACACACUCACAGUCAUCUCGCUCUUCAACAAAUAUCUCAGCCUGCAGCUGCACACCCUCCAUCAGCCCUCAGAGUUUACAGGGAUUAGUGUCGACAAUGACUCCCAGCAGUGCGCCGGCAUCAUAUGGAAUACUUAG